Paecilomyces variotii is the source of this 1148-nucleotide messenger RNA. RefSeq lists its product as hypothetical. The record is from RefSeq and is a predicted model, not a curated record. The transcript has 3 exons. Bases 230 to 649 code for a protein of 139 amino acids. NCBI's taxonomy places the organism in Eukaryota, Fungi, Ascomycota, Eurotiomycetes, Eurotiales, Thermoascaceae.
AGUUAACGUCAUCGUGCCCGGUGACUUUCCGGGGUACGACGCUGUGCCUCUGUUCCGCUCGGGCGAUUUAAAUACGGACUGGCUUUGCUCCUUUUUAAAGUGUUCAAUCAUUCAGAUUUAUUAGUAUUCAUUGAAUCUGGGGGGCUUGCUAUCCUCACGUCCUCACAUACAUAAAUACAUACUACCUUGCCCUACUCUACAUUACAUCCUCUACACUCUACCGCCCAUCAUGUCGAAGAGCCGCACCCCUCUCUACUUGGGUCUCGGUCUGGCCGGUGCCGGAGGCUACUACCUGUACAGAGCUGGUGGUGAUCCCCAGAGGGCCAAGAAUGAGGUGAAGCACGAUGCUGAGCGGGCACGCAGCAGGAUCCCCACGGGACCCGAAGCUGAAAAGAUUGGAGAGAAAGUUGGAUCGGAAGCUGGCGCCAGCAUUGAUGAAGCUGUCAACAACGCCAAGGACCUGGCACGAAGCAAUGGAGACAAUAUCAGACAGUAUGCCAAUGAGGGUAUUGACAAGAUCGAUCAGAUCCGUCAGGAUACCGCCAAGAAGCUAGGCACGAGUGUCGACAAGCUCGACAGGACUGUGGAGAACAAGGCGUCUGAGGCUAAGAGUACCCUGUCCAGCUGGUUUGGAGGUAGUAGCAAGUAAAAGGAUAAGGGAAAAUAGGUAAAAUGGCAGGGCGAUAAUAAUAAUAACUUGACUGGGUUUUCCUGAUUGGGAAAAAAAGCCUAGUCGAGCGAGUCCUUUGGGCGGACCGUUGCCAUGGGAUCUCUUUUUGGAUUCUUAAUUUGUGGAUCAUGAUCGAAAUGUCUGUCUGUAUUGUAAUGUUGGAACGUUGAGCUAUGAAUGCGAUGCUUUUCUUUUUCAUGAUUAUUUCCAGAGCCUGCUCCCGCUCCCCAAGGGCUCUUUUUCUAGAUGUUCACAUCGUGAGCAUGGAUUCGUAAAACCAUACCAACACGACCGUGACCAUUUAAAUACACUCGAUCGAUGUCAAUUAAUAUACCUCGAGUCGCUUGAAAAGGAGCUGUAUGUAGCGCGGGCUAGAUAUCAUACUCCACAUUCCGACAACCGUCGUAAAAUUGCCGUGGCGAUGCCGCACUAAGACGCCUCGGAACAUUCCUCCCAACUCCGCUUGUCGUAGGAACGA